Molecule: messenger RNA, 450 nt
Organism: Verticillium alfalfae VaMs.102
Lineage: Eukaryota; Fungi; Ascomycota; Sordariomycetes; Glomerellales; Plectosphaerellaceae
Product: acyl carrier protein
Exons: 3
Coding region: 1-450 (149 amino acids)
Biological process (GO): fatty acid biosynthetic process
Cellular component (GO): mitochondrion
Molecular function (GO): acyl carrier activity; acyl binding
Source: RefSeq, a predicted model, not a curated record
AUGUUCCGUACCGCCAUCCUUCGCUCCGCCAGCGCCGCUGCGCGCGUCGCCCGCCCUGCCGCCAUGCGCGCCCCCGUUCUCCGCCAGACCGUCACUCCCCGCCUCGCCGCGGCGUGGAAGCCCAUGGGCAUCAGGAUGUACUCGGCCGGUGGUGCCCUGGCCAAGGAGGAGGUUGUCACGAGGAUCAGCACCCUGCUCGCCGGAUUCGACAAGGUCAACGACCCGAAGAACGUGGGUACCCCCCUGAACCCGAAGAACGUCGAGGCUGCGCAAAUCAACGCGACGGCGCACUUCGCCAACGACCUCGGCCUCGACAGCCUGGACACCGUCGAGGUUGUCAUGGCCAUCGAGGAGGAGUUCAGCAUUGAGAUCCCGGACAAGGACGCCGAUGGCAUCCACUCGGUUGAGAAGGCCGUGGAAUAUAUCCUCAGUCAGCCCGAUGCCCAGUAA